AUGGAUAUACGGCAUACUCAAGGAAUAGUAUUGGAAUAUCUUAAUUUCCUUGAUGAUGAGAAUGAGGAUCGAAUUUAUACGUCGAAAGCUGAAGAUCUUAUCAAAGACGAAGGUUUGCGAAUGGUAAUAAAUAUUAACGAUGUUAGGCGAAAAAUACCGUUUCGAGCCAAUAGUCUUAUAAAGAAUUUUGUUGAUGAAAUUGUCUGUUUUGAACAGGCAUUAAAUGAUUUUAUUACUCGAUUAGAUGCUGGUUAUGCAAUGGGGCGACAAUUUCAUAUUGGUUUUGAAGGAAGUUUCGGUGACCGGCAUGUAAAUCCACGAUCACUAAAAUCUCAUUUAUUAGGGAAUUUGGUCUGUUGCGAGGGUAUUGUCACCAAAUGUUCCAUAAUUCGGCCUAAGGUCGUGAAAAGUGUUCAUUAUUGCUCUGCUACCAAAAAAACUAUUGAGAGAGUAUAUACCGAUUUCACUUCAUAUGAAGCUUUUCCUUCGAGCAAUGUAUACCCGACCGAAGAUGAAAACAAGAAUCCUUUGGAAACUGAAUUUGGUUUAUGCACUUAUAAAGAUCACCAAACAUUCUCUAUACAGGAGCUACCUGAGCAUGCACCACCUGGACAGUUGCCACGUUCGCUUGAUAUAAUUGUUGAUGAGGACCUUGCUGAUAGUUGUAAACCUGGUGAUAGAGUUCGUGUUGUUGGAUUAUACAGAUGUCUUCCCAAUAAACAAAAUGGAUUUUCAAGUGGUUCAUUCAGGACGGUGCUUAUUACAAAUAAUGUGCAAUUGUUGAGCAAAGAAAUGCAACCAACUUUUAUGUCCAGUGAUAUUAGAAAUAUUCGUCGCUUGAGUAGAAAUAAGGAUAUCAUGAAUAUUCUUGCCAGAUCAUUAGCACCUUCUAUAUGGGGACAUGAGGAGGUGAAAAAAGCGAUUUUAUGUUUGUUGCUUGGUGGAACGGAAAAGAUUCUUGCUAACGGUUCUCGUCUCAGAGGUGAUAUUAACAUUCUGCUAAUUGGAGACCCAUCAGUCGCCAAAAGUCAACUGUUAAGAUAUGUACUACAUACGGCACCACGUGCUAUUGCAACUACAGGUCGUGGCUCUAGCGGUGUUGGUUUAACGGCUGCCGUCACUACGGAUGCUGAUACUGGUGAUCGGCGUCUUGAAGCUGGUGCGAUGGUACUUGGUGAUCGUGGAAUUGUAUGCAUUGAUGAGUUUGAUAAGAUGUCUGAUAUCGAUAGAACAUCAAUUCAUGAAGUUAUGGAGCAGGGAAGAGUUACUAUCGCCAAAGCAGGAAUACAUGCAAAAUUGAAUGCAAGAUGCUCAGUGCUAGCGGCAGCCAAUCCUGUUUUUGGGCGAUAUAAUAUUUAUAAAAGCCCUAUGCACAAUAUUGGCAUGCAAGACUCAUUGCUUUCAAGAUUCGAUCUAAUAUUUGUAAUGCUCGAUCAGCAUGAUCUGGGACAAGAUAAAUCAGUGGCAGAGCAUAUUUUAAAGUUACAUCGAUAUCGUGCACCUGGUGAAUCAGAGGGCUCUGUUCUUCAAAUGGGUGCGGCAAUCGAAACACUUUCAACAUUCGAUUUUUUGGAUGAAGAAGCAAAUGUAACAGCAGAUAUCUAUGAAAAGAAUAAAAUAUGGUGUUCAAGUGCACCAAACGAAAAAAUCUUGACAAUGCGGUUUUUACGCAAAUAUUUGCAUAUGGCAAAAGGUGUGAAGCCUGUUUUGACUGAAGAAGCUGCCGCAUAUAUUAGCAAGUCGUAUACUGAACUUCGUUCCUUUGAUACAUCCAAAACUGAUCAAGAACGGACUAUGCCAGUGACAGUGCGCCAGCUGGAAACCAUGAUUCGUCUGGCAACUGCUAUGGCUAAAGCAAGAUUUUCGAAAGAGGUAGAGCAAGAAGAUGCUGAGAAUGCUUUUAAUUUGCUUCAUUUUGCUUGCUUUAAAGAAAAACCAAGAGAAAGACUUGAUAUGGAAGACCGAACUGGCAGAAAACGGCACCAAAAGGAUAUUGAAAUUGAUGAGAGUGAUGUUGACGAUAUGCUCGAAGAGGUAAAUGAGCUCACAGUAGAUAGCAACAGGCGAAGAUCUACUCGGCUUAAACGGCAGGCUGUGGAUACUCAAGAUCAGGAAACACAGGAUGCGUCCAUGGAUGUAACUGAGACUACCACCGAGUCAAUUCAACAUUCUUUGAAGAAACCACGAUUAGAUAUACCAGCGAUUAGUGUCGACAGGUAUAAAAUUUUCCGAAAAUAUAUUCGAAAAGCUUUUGACGACAUAGGACCUACUACUGAGAUGAUCGAAUUGAGCCGAAUUCGUGAUUCUGUUCAGAGUCAAGCUGGAUUAUUAACUUUUACUCAAGAGGAGUUAAAUGCAGGUUUCGAACAGCUCUGCAAUGAAAAUAUUGCGAUGAUCGCGAAUGAUCAGAUUACUCUUAUUUGA
Molecule: messenger RNA, 2424 nt
Organism: Dracunculus medinensis (Guinea worm)
Lineage: Eukaryota; Metazoa; Nematoda; Chromadorea; Rhabditida; Dracunculidae
Source: the annotation of a GenBank genome assembly